AUGGCUUUAACAUCUCAUGAAUGGAGUAACUAUUCAAUUGGCUUGGCAAAUAAUACGUUAACUCAAACUUUGUACGUCUUAAUUUAUAACCUAUCGGAUAUACUUGUACCGGCUGUAAUAAUCAAUCAAGAAAAAUAUUUAACCGCACAAAUGUCAUAUUCAUAUGGUUUCAUAAACAUCGUGUGGUGUGUUCCACAACGACAAGAAAUAUUGACGUGGGCGAAGAUAAUAUUGCCGUUUCUAUCUUGGUUAUCUGGUUUUAUUGCACUUUCGUUUGUUUUUAUCAUAAUUGUAAUCAAAGCGAGCCUUCACUUUCACAAAGUUACUAAAAAAAGGAACGAUACAGUUAUUAAAACGAUCGCAUUAUUCUUAGGACAAGAGGUGAAGUUUGAAACUGAAUUUUGGUUGAGUAACCUCGUACAUGUAACCUGGAUAUGGUAUUGUUUUAUUGUACGUAAUGUAUAUCAAGGUGUUCUGAUUGAUGGUUUACACAAAUCUAUCUUGGAACCUCCUAUAAGAUCUGUAAAUGAUGCUCUACAACACCUUGAUGAAAUUGUUGGCGUUGCAGCAGUAGUGCAUUUAUACAAAAAUACGUCAAUUGCAAAACGCUACAAACCAUUAAAUGUGAAUGAUAUACCAGUCUACCUCCAGCGAAUUGCUAACGGCGAAAGAAUUCUUCAAGCUGUAAAUGAAGACCUCAUUUUGUUUAAAAGAUAUAAAGUUCAAAUAUUGGAUGAAAGUGUAAGUCAUUUUCCAGUUUGUAUUUUCAUGAGGGCGAGGUGGCCAGGGGCUGAGGAAAUAACUCGCAUCAUCGCUAGAACUGUUGAAUAUGGACUCAAACAGCGAAUAUCCGAAUUACACUUAGACAGGUGGUUACGAAACGGUGCUAGACAAAGUAAUAACCCUACUAUAGAUUCAUUAAACAUGUUAACAUUAAUUUCAUGUUUCUAUGGAUUAAUCGGUAUGUACAUAGUAAGUUUUGUUACAUUUUGCAUCGAAAUUUUAUGGCAUAAACUGACCAGAAAAUGAAGUACUGUUGUUAAAUUUUAAAUGAUUACAAAACUAACGAGUAUAAAAAAGUAUAAAGUAAUUGUGAUAAAUACGUAGUUGUAAAUGUUUUUAUUCUUGAGUACCUAUUAGCUAAUAUGCACUGAACAAACGCGUUUUUGUUUAAUUAGAUCCAUUUUCGAUGUAUAUUUUUUAUUAAGUUAUUAUAUUCGCUUUACAACUAAAUAUAUUCACAAUAGUUUUAGUAAUUGGGCCGAACUGAGAGGAUCUUUAGCCAUGGAUAUUAUCGCUAUCUCCCGUUAUGGGGAUCUCGUAUCCUGACUCCUGAGUAAGGUAGAUAAAAUUUGGUUUCUUA
Zerene cesonia (dogface butterfly) is the source of this 1363-nucleotide messenger RNA. RefSeq lists its product as uncharacterized. The record is from RefSeq and is a predicted model, not a curated record. Lineage: Eukaryota; Metazoa; Arthropoda; Insecta; Lepidoptera; Pieridae. The transcript has a single exon. Bases 1 to 1029 code for a protein of 342 amino acids.